Messenger RNA from Quercus lobata, 819 nucleotides. RefSeq lists its product as uncharacterized. The coding region runs from base 1 to 819 and encodes 272 amino acids. The record is from RefSeq and is a predicted model, not a curated record. The transcript is spliced from 3 exons. Lineage: Eukaryota; Viridiplantae; Streptophyta; Magnoliopsida; Fagales; Fagaceae.
AUGGUAAGAGCUGUCUGCCAAGAAGGGUGCAAGUUUGUUGCCUAUCUAACAAAGCUACCAAGGGAGAGGAGCUACCAACUAAGGACAUUGACAUUGGAACACACUUGCUCUAGAAGUUAUAAGAAUCCUAGGUGUACUUCAUCAUACAUUGGGAAGAAGUUGAUGAAGAAGGUGAAAAGACAGCUUAAUAUCAAGUUGAGAGACAUCCAAGAGGCUGUCCAUGACAAGUAUACCCUAAACAUAAGUGCAGGAAAAGCAAGUAGGGCUAGGGAUAAGGCUCAAGAAUAUGUUGAUGGGGCUUAUACACAACAGUUCAACCAGCUAUGGGAGUACUGUGAGGAAUUAAGGAGGGCUAGUCCUGGUAGUGCCAUACUUAUGAAGGUACAUACCUUCCAUGAUGGUGAUUUAGCAGUUGAGAUGGAUUUGGUGUGUGGGGUGCCUUAUUUUGAGAGGCUAUACAUAUGUUUGGAGGGCUGCAAGAAGGUGGUAGAGGUUGAAACCAAGGACUCUUGUACUUGGUUCAUCAAUCUGUUACUUGCAGACAUAGGUCAGAAUAGGAGAUGGGUGUUUAUGUCAGACCAACAGAAAGGGUUGGUACAAACUUUCAUUGAUAACUGGACACGGUAUGAACAUAGGAUUUGUUACAGGCACCUCUACAACAACUUUAGGAAGAACCGUCCUGGUGUUCUGAUUAGAGAAUUGUUUUGGAGGACAGCCAAGACAACUUAUAAAGAAGAGUUUGAUAGGGUGAUGGAUGAGCUGAAGGGUAUUGAUGCUAAUGCACACAGUUGGUUGGAUGCUCAUUCAACAACAAAAUGA